GGCUAUGUCUUCAAUUCGCGCGCAGAUCUGGAGGAGAUUGCCAUGCAAAGGCAGGCCAUCUGGGAUCUGCUGAAGAAUCUUGGGUCACACCUGCUUCGAGAGGGAGUCAACUUGACCAAAGUCUCACUGCCGGUGAAAGUUUUCGAGCCUCGGAGCUUCCUGCAGCGCAUCACAGACAACUGGGCCUACAUUGACCUGCUCGAGAAAGCUGUGGAUGCCACCGACCCGAUCAAAAGAAUGCAGUAUGUGGUGGGUUUCGUCAUUGGGGGCCUAAGGAGACAGACAUCUACCUUGAAGCCCUUCAAUCCCAUCCUGGGGGAAACGUAUCAGGGUGUAUACAGCUCUGGGGUGCGCGUGCAUGCAGAGCAGAUAUCACACCAUCCGCCAGUCAGCAGCUGGCAGGUGGCUGACCCUGAUGGAAAGUUCAUCUUUUCUGGGAGCGGAAAUUGGAAGGCAUCUGCCAGGGGGAACUCCAUCAAGGGGCAGCAGGCAGGCGUCAACAGAGUGCACUUCUCUCGGGAUGGAGCAGUCAUCACUUGGGAGCUGCCAUCCCUCCUGCUGCGAGGCAUCUUGUGGGGCGAGCGGAGCCUGAAAUACUCUGGCACAAUCACCUUCAGAGAUGAUCUGAACGAUGUGGAGUGUGAUAUUACCAUUGAUGGCGGGUCCAAGCAGGGCUUCCUGUCAUCCUUGUGGCGCGGGAAGAAGGUGCAGAAGAACCUGGAUCAGCUCCACGGCAGUCUCAGGAAGGGAGGCGCUGACGUGGACACUGUGCAUGGCAGCUGGCUGACAUCGGUAGAGUGGCAGAGAGGCGGGCCGGGCGGCAAGAGUUUGCGAGUGUGGGAUGUGGCCAGAAAUCCAGUGCAGGCGCCCAAGCCUAUAAUAGAGCCGCUGCCUUCAGACUGCCGCUUCAGAGAAGACCUGCAGUCCCUCCAGAAGGGCGACAGGGACAAGGCACAGGAAUGGAAGAGCCGCUUGGAGCAUGUGCAGAGAACGGAUCAAGCCCUGAGAGUGGCAGGCCGGCUGUGAUGCUCUCAUCUGAAUUGAGUCGUAUUACUUGAGCAUCCAGCAUUGCAUGGUCAUGUUUUUCUGCACGGCAUUUCAGGGUCACUGCCUCAUGGUUCAUAAACUAUUUUGAGUGUGUUCAGUGAGCUUAUCGCUUGCUCAUGCUGAUUCAUUGUUCGGCUUGCAAAGUCUUUGCGGCAAUGAUGCAGUUUGUACAGAAUCGCCUUCACUGCGAGCUUGUUAGCGGGGAGCUUUCUCUAGAGAUUUGUAGACAGCUAUUGAGAGGUGAAUUUAAGGCUGAAGUGUGCGAGUGCUGAAUAAAGAGGGAUCCGUUUGCAAUGUGCAUGCCUUUCUGAUGACACAAGGAUGUGCACCCUUCUGUACAGAUGUGCUGAAGGAGACUCAUCUACCUACUGUUUCAGAAGUAACGAAAGAUUGUAAGUACGUACAGGUGUAUAC
Messenger RNA from Coccomyxa subellipsoidea C-169, 1461 nucleotides. RefSeq lists its product as hypothetical. Gene Ontology annotation, cellular component: cytosol; intracellular membrane-bounded organelle; membrane. The record is from RefSeq and is a predicted model, not a curated record. NCBI's taxonomy places the organism in Eukaryota, Viridiplantae, Chlorophyta, Trebouxiophyceae, Coccomyxaceae. The coding region runs from base 43 to 1026 and encodes 327 amino acids. The transcript is spliced from 7 exons. Gene Ontology annotation, molecular function: sterol binding.